Tilletiaria anomala UBC 951 is the source of this 2610-nucleotide messenger RNA. RefSeq lists its product as uncharacterized. NCBI's taxonomy places the organism in Eukaryota, Fungi, Basidiomycota, Exobasidiomycetes, Georgefischeriales, Tilletiariaceae. Gene Ontology annotation, cellular component: U2AF complex; commitment complex; nuclear speck. Gene Ontology annotation, biological process: mRNA processing. Gene Ontology annotation, molecular function: poly-pyrimidine tract binding; pre-mRNA 3'-splice site binding. The record is from RefSeq and is a predicted model, not a curated record. The transcript has 4 exons. The coding region runs from base 195 to 2519 and encodes 774 amino acids.
CGGAUGGAAGCGUGACACGUCAGUCCAGCUGCAUCGUGCCCUUCACGAGGUGACAGCAAAAGGCUCCCACUCGCAUAUCAGACCUGCGGAACUACCCGCCUGCUUGCCUGCCUGCUUGUGUGCUCACUCGCCGGCCUCUCGUGCAGCCCUCCCCCCCUUUUCCCCGCAGGCGCAGGCGAGGUCGGACACUAAAGAUGCAGUCCCUCGACGCAGUCACCGAGUCGUUUCUCAGCGGCAUUGCCAACGAGAUGCCCAUAUCAUCCUCCUCCCACUCAAAUGCGCACGCACCAGUCUCUGCCUCUGCCUACCCGUAUCCGCCUCCGAGUCCCAGCAACGGGCACAGCCACGAUCACCACAGACGCUCCAGCGGCAGGUACGACGAUCGCGAAAGAAGCGCAAGGCAUGAUGAUCGCUAUGAUGAUGAGGGAGGUCGGUCCAGAAAGCGUGAUGACGACGAUUCUGAGUCGGACCGCAGGAAAAGGCGCCACUAUGAUGACCGCGACGAUCGAGGAGACCACUAUCGAUUACCCUCGCGCCGAGAGGACCGAGAUUACGAUCGUUCAGACCGUCGAUCGAGCAGGCGCUACGACGAUCCGCCACAUGACCGCGAGAAGGAUCGUUACUCUUCAGAUCGCCAUCGUGAUCGCGAGCCCAGUAACCGCUACAGCGGGCGUGGGUAUGAAGACGACCGCGACAGGCGCGGUGGCUACACGGGGUCGUACCACCGCGGCAGCGGCGGUUACCCCCCAGACGACUAUCCGUCGAGCUACCCCUCGCCACAUCCCCGCGGCGGCGGCAGUCGCGACGACCGCGACCGACCACGCAGCGGUGGAGGAAGAGGAGACUGGAGGAACGAAGCAAGGGAGCAGAGCCCACUGGUCAAGCGCAGCCCUACUCCGGAAGGCACUGUGCCGAUCAGCCAGAGGCCGAGGAGGGAUACGAAAUGGGACAGGAAACCUCAAGGCUUUGAGAACAUCAGUGCACAGGAGGCCAAGGUGUCAGGCAUCUUUGGCGUCCCUGGACAAGCACGCUCUCUCGAUGGAGCACCGCCCGUCGGCAUGCACUCUGCAGGUGCGAGCGGUGGUCGUACAGCGCUGCCGCCCAUCCAUCUCGGCCAAGGCGGUGGUGUACCCGGCGCUGCUGGAGCGGGAGUGGGCGGCAUCAGCCAGAUGAACCGGCAAGCGCGCCGGCUAUACGUCGGCAAUGUCGGCUGGGACGCGACCGAGCCGCUCGUCACCGGCUUCUUCAACGCCAAGAUGCGCGAGCUCAACUUGGUCAACAGGAACCUCGCCGGCGACGAGCCGUGCAUCUCGGCGCAGAUCAAUCCCGAGAAGGGGUACGCGUUCGUUGAGUUCAGGAGCCCGGAGGAGGCGACAAACGCAAUGGCGUUCGAUGGGAUCGUCUUCCAGCAGCAGGGGCUCAAGAUUCGCCGCCCGAAGGACUACGUCGGCCCUGACGUUGCGGCACCCACGAACGUGCACGUACCCGGCGUCGUCAGCACGAACGUGCCUGACUCGCCCAACAAGAUAUUCAUCGGCGGCCUCCCUACGUAUCUCAACGACGAGCAGGUCAUGGAGCUGCUCAAGGCAUUCGGCGAACUGCGCGCGUUCAACCUCGUGCGCGAACAGGGCAACGGCCCGUCGAAGGGCUUUGCCUUCUGCGAGUACGUCGAUCCCUCCAUUACGGACCUUGCGUGCCAGGGCCUGAAUGACAUGGAACUCGGCGACCGCCGUUUGGUCGUGCAGCGCGCUAGCCUCGGCAGCGGCAAGGGCAACGCGGGCGGUACGCCCGUCGCGGCGCCGCCGCGCGGCAUCGCCGCUGCCGCUGCAGCGCUUGGUGGCAGCUUUGUCGGCGGCGUCGGCGGCGCUGCGGCUGAAGAAGCUGGCGAACCGACGCGGUGCAUGCAAAUGCUCAACAUGGUCACGCAGGACGAACUCACCGAUGACCAAGAGUACAGUGAGAUCGUCGAGGACAUCCGCGACGAGUGCGCGCGCUACGGCGACGUUCUCGACGUCAGGAUCCCGCGCCCCGAGAAGGAGAGCAAAGGCAGGGCCGCGCAGAUGUACAGGAAGGCCGUCAAUUCGGGCGAGCAGCCAGCGCCGUCAGCGGACGCGGCAGAAGGAGGAGAUACGGGCAAAGGAUCGGCGCCAGACAACAACAACAGCAGCAGCAGCAAGGAGCGCGAGGGCGUCGGACGCGUGUACGUCAAGUUUUCCGAGAAGGAGCAGUGCGCGGCAGCGCUGAAGGCGAUCGCCGGCCGCCAGUUCGGUGGGCGCGUUGUUAUCGCUGCGUACCUCGCCGAGGAGCAGUGGCCCGGCGACGAGGAUGGCGGCGAGAAUGCCGAGGAAACGAACAAGAUGGCUACCGGGCCUAAAGUCCAGGGCGAAGAGCACGCCGCUGGUAAGGACGCGGACGAGGGCGCUGUGGAUGUGCCGGCUCAGAGCCAAUGGCAAGACGAGGGAGAAGGCGAGGGAAAGCGCCAGCCCGAGGCCGAUGUGGAUGUACAAGAUGCAGAGUAACGAUCGUGAAGAUGCUUGCCGUCUAUUAGAAUGUACUCGUAUCUACCGGUCACCACUGAAAAAGAAAGCAGCUUCUGCAGCAGCUCCCCAU